AAGCAAGGCACAAAAUACCAUAACCUCUUGCAGGAAAUCGAACAGUUGUAAACACAAGCGUGAGGGAGGCCAGUGAGGGGAGCCAGGGAGGGAUAAUGCCACCCAGUAGGACAGCCAAGGCAGCGAGGGCUCUCGUGGACGAGUUCUGUACUAUUACGGGGGCAGAUGUGUCCUUGGCACAGAAUCUGUUGGAGGCAUGUGGCAACAACUUGGAAAUGGCCAUCAACAUGCACAUGGAGGGAGCAGUGGACUCUGGAAGCUCUCAGCCAGCAGGUCCAGCCUCAAUGAGAUUCCUGCAGGGUACAGAAGAGGUUGCUGUGAGAGCACCAAUUCCUCAGAAGCAGGAGGUUUUGGUUGAGGGACCUGAUGAAAUUGCCUUCAGUUUCCGUGGCAGACGCAGAAUAGUACGAUCUGUGUUCGACAAAUUUCGAGAUUUUGAAGCAGAAGCUAAGCGCCAGGAAGAGGAACUGCUGGCUAAUAAUAGGGAGGCAGAGGCUGAGGGAGAGGCUUCAACAAGCAACAGUAGUAGCAGCAGUAGCAGCAACAGCAGUCUGUCAGCCUCAGCUCGGAGUCGCAGCAAAACAAAGACAUUAGAAGAUUUGUUCCGGCCUCCACUUGACCUCAUUUAUCGAGGAACAUUCCAAGCAGCUCGUGACUGUGGUGUGGCAAAAAAGCGUUGGCUUAUGGUGAAUAUCCAAGAUGCAAGUGAAUUUCCUUGCCAAGUUUUAAAUCGUGAUGUUUGGUCUAAUGCUGCUGUGAAGACUAUUGUCAAGGAACAUUUCAUAUUCUGGCAGGUGUACCACGACAGUGAAGAGGGCCAAAGAUACAUGAUGUUUUACCAAGUGUCAGAAUGGCCUCACGUUGCUGUCUUGGAUCCAAGGACUGGGGAGUGCUUAGUCACUUGGCAUAAAUUGGAUGCUGUAACAUUCUGUGACUUGGUAACAGAGUUCCUAACUGCAUACCCUGGCUUAGAUGAAAAUUCAGCACCACCCAAGAAAAAACAGCGAGUGGAUCUAAAUGACAGUAUCUUGGAAGCUGAUGAAGCCUCCCAGAUAGAAGCUGCCAUCAAAGCUUCUUUAGUUGAGGCUGACAGUGAAAGGUCAAGCCCUGCAGCUUGUGAGGCAGAUGAAGCAAAUCAAGUUGAAUCUGAUUCCCUUGAAACCUUUGAUUCAGAUCAUGAAGACAUUGACUACUCUCUUGAUCAAAAGAAAACUCCAGAGAGAAUAUUUAAUGGGGAAAACUCUCUAUUCAGAAGAGUAGUCAGUGCAGCUGAGGAGAAAGAAGACACAAAAAGUUCUCACAGUGAAGAGAAAUCUUCAGAUUCAGAAAGCAUGCCCUUCAGUAAUGAAACAGACUGGAAAUCGUAUUUGGGUCCUGCAGAUGACCCAGAAUCAAAGCUAAUGCUCAGGUUGCCUGAUGGUACAAGAGAUAUAGUGUCCAUGCCAUCUUCAUCCAAAUUAAUGGCCCUGGUGAAGUAUGUUAGCAGUAAAGGUUACAGCAGUGAACAGUAUGAGCUGGUAACCAAUUUUCCUCGACGUGAAAUUUCUCAGAUGGACUUUAAUAUAACCUUGGAAGAUGCAGGACUCUUCCCCCAAGAAGCUGUAUUUAUACAAGCUAGAUAACCUUACUUAGAAUUGUCAUUAUUUUUAAUAUUAAGGAAACAUAUACUGCCCUUUUCACUGCCAUCAUAUUUUUAAUCAAAAUGUUUUGAUGUUUUGUACUUACUCAGUUAAUAUAGAUAUUGAUCUGAACAACUUAUGGCUGUGGUAUGUUAUUCAGUUAGAUUAUCAUGAGCCAUAAUUUUGUACAGGCUAGUAAUAUCAGAUUUGUUGGAUGGAAUACAUAAGUGAGUGCAUGUACAUUUGCAUUCUCCAUCACAAUAACAACUGCCAUCAGAUAACUGAAAUGUGAUUUAGAAUUUUUAUCAUCCAUAGAACCCUCAUCAUUAGGCUUUAGGGAAGUAGAUAUUGUAUAUUUACAGAACACUAACUCAGGGUUGGAAACCUCCCUGUUUGCGUAAGAUGUUUCACUGUAAGCCCUUUUUACUUGUUGAGUGUACAUACAUGCUCAAACCAACCAUGUGCCCACAGUGAUCGAGGCAUCCAUCUCAUAUCACAAGAUUAUGUACUUCCAUGGAAAAAUGUGUAUUGGGUUUGGAUCCCAGGAAUUGUACACCUCUGCAUUUUAUUCUUCCUAGAAACUCCCUUCUUUUAAACGAGCACUAGGUCAUUUGAAAUUAAUAGACAUGAGCAAGGUUUCAGCACAAUAAAUUUUGUAUAUCAUGAAAAUUUUAAUAUGUUACAAUACUGAAAUAUUUCUAAGGAUCUUGUCAUUUCUUUUUAAAAACUACGCUGCUUACACGAGAACCAACUUUUCCUCCAAACAUGAAAGUUGGCAUAGGAAUUAUGUGCUCUACAAUAAAAUCUGAAAGAAAAACAAAUAUUGGAAUAAAAUCAAUAAAUAAUCAGUCUAAUA
Scylla paramamosain (green mud crab) is the source of this 2475-nucleotide messenger RNA. RefSeq names its product UBX domain-containing protein 7-like. NCBI's taxonomy places the organism in Eukaryota, Metazoa, Arthropoda, Malacostraca, Decapoda, Portunidae. Gene Ontology annotation, molecular function: ubiquitin binding. The transcript has 8 exons. The record is from RefSeq and is a predicted model, not a curated record. The coding region runs from base 96 to 1622 and encodes 508 amino acids. Gene Ontology annotation, cellular component: nucleus. Gene Ontology annotation, biological process: proteasome-mediated ubiquitin-dependent protein catabolic process.